AUGAAAAUCUCCAGAAAUAUCAUCCAGGUAUGCACGCUGGCUCUGUGCCUCCUCAUGAUCCCCGACUGCCUCGCCAGACCAUUCACGCAACAGCAGCAGGGCCACAGCAGAAGGGAGAGGAGAGAAUUCCACCCGGACAUUACGGUCGACGAUAGUAACCGUGUAGAGCCAUGCUUCAAGGUCAAGCCGGAGACCUAUGCCAACGGAACGAUUGAGCAGUGGGUGAACGACUGCUGCGAAGGAUUCGAAGGCGAAAAUUGCGACGUCAAGCCGGAGCAGCAGGGUUCCGGUUCGGGGGAUAGCGAGAAUAAGACGGAUUUUGACCUCGCGGAUCCGUGCAAGAACCUGCAGUGUCUUGGAGUCGUAGGAGCGACGUGUCUCACUGUCAGCAAGUGCGGAGAGAGAUGGCCGGUUUUCCUGCUCCGCGAUGGUACCAUGGCGCCCUGUACCAACGGCCAACCGAGGAAUCUCUCGGACCUGACGUGUUCGGGAGGUUGUGUGACGGAUCCGUGCGCCGGCCGAACCUGCCCGCAGUUUCCAGACGCCUUCUGCGUCCACACGGCGUGCGAGUGCAACGAGCCCAUGUGGCUGCUGGACACCGGUGUGCAAGUGGACUGCGAGACUGGAGAGCAGCUAAGCCCCGACGAAGCAAGAGAAAGAAGGCGGAGGAGAAAAAGACAAGCAGAAACUAAAUACGGCCCCGUCAUCGACAACACCUUCCUGCUCUUAGCUCCUAAAUCCGCAACACAGAGAUAG
Messenger RNA from Geodia barretti, 756 nucleotides. NCBI's taxonomy places the organism in Eukaryota, Metazoa, Porifera, Demospongiae, Tetractinellida, Geodiidae. The record is from the annotation of a GenBank genome assembly.